Molecule: messenger RNA, 4438 nt
Organism: Striga asiatica
Lineage: Eukaryota; Viridiplantae; Streptophyta; Magnoliopsida; Lamiales; Orobanchaceae
Source: the annotation of a GenBank genome assembly
CACCAAACCAAACUCUUGAAGUUGCUGUUUUUUGCCAGCCUUUUUUAUUUUUUUUUUUGAUGAUUUUUGAGUAAUUUGUUCACACGUAUUUCCUCUUUGAGGGUUUAACUCUACAGACUGGUAGCUGCACAUAUAAAUCAAUAAAUUGUAUAGGAAAAAGAAAUAUUUUGAUACUCAAAAACCCUUUGCUGAGAGAGGCCAUCUUUUUCAGUUUCAGACAUGAGUGGUGAAUUGCAAGAGAGGCUGCUUGGUCAAGAAACAGAGCAAAGGGCAAAUUUGAAGGUGAAAGUUUGUGAGGAAUCCAAGAAAAUAUGGAGAGUUGCUCUGCCCAGUGUGAUUUCUCGAGUCAGCUCUUUCGGUUGUGUCGUUAUCACACAGUCAUUUAUGGGGCACAUGAGCGCGGUUGAUCUUGCCGGUUUUGCCCUCGUCCAGACAUUAGGUGUUCGGUUCGUGAACGGAGUUUUGGAACAAAAAGGUGAACAUUCACUACAAUAUGCUUCGAAUUUGUCUCUAGCUAAACUUAGAAUGUCGAGUGCAACCGAAACCCUCUGUGGCCAGGCAUACGGAGCCAAACAAUACCAUAUGAUGGGAAUCUUCCUGCAACGUUCUUGGCUAGUCGACCUCGUUACACUAACCGUACUUCUACCUCUUUUCUUCCUGGGGACUCAAAUUUUCGAGCUGCUCGGUGAAGAAAAAGCCAUAGCCGAGUCAGCUGGCUACAUUUCCCUGUGGUUCAUCCCCUACUGCUAUGCCCUCGUUUUCAACCUCACGAUCCAAAUGUAUCUGCAGGCCCAGCAGAAGAACUUGAUAGUUGCUUACCUCUCGAUUACGCAGUUUGUGGUGCAAAUUCCUUUGUCGUGGGCUUUUGUGAAUCUUCUUGGAUGGGGUGUUACUGGGGCCAUGGGUUCACUUUGCAUCUCGGCUUGGCUUGUCGUGCUUGGCGAGUUUGUAUAUGUUUUUGGGGGUUGGUGUGAAGAUUCGUGGAAGGGUUUUAGGAGAGCGGCUUUGAAGGAUAUUUUUCCGGUAGUGAAGCUCUCGAUUUCUUCCGGUCUCAUGAUUUGCUUGGAGAUGUGGUACAACGCCAUUCUGGUCUUAGUAGCCGGUUACAUGAAAAAUGCCGAGGUUGCAAUAUCCGCUUUCUCUAUUUGCCUUAACAUACAUGGAUGGGAAUUCAUGAUAUGCUUAGGCAUUCUUGGCGCCGCAUGUGUUCGUGUAGCGAACGAGCUAGGACGAGGGGACGCAAAUGCUGUAAAAUUCUCGAUCAAUGUUCUUCUUACUACUUCUGUUGUGAUAGGGGUCUUUUUUUGGAUCCUUUGCUUAGUCUUCGGCAAUAAGCUCGGCUACUUAUUCACUGAUGAUGAGGCAGUCGUGGAAAGCGUAUCUGAUCUCUCGGUUCUGCUUGCUUUCUCGGUUUUGUUCAACAGCAUUUAUCCGAUUUUCUCGGGUUUUCUUCUUCUUCUUGAUUUUCUUUUCCGUGUGGCUGUUGGGGCCGGCAUGCAAGCAAUGGUUGCUGUUGUGAACAUUGUGUGUUACUAUGCGAUUGGGCUACCGGUUGGGCUUGUGCUCGGGUAUCUUGUCGGGCUCCAAGUAAAGGGCCUAUGGAUUGGGAUGCUUUCUGGUGUUAUCUGUGAGACCUUUGUGCUCAGCUUCAUAAUGUGGAGGAUUAACUGGGAUGAUGAGGAGCUGUCGUCUUCUUCACUAUCGGCGAUACUCCAACGAAUCCAGCACACUGGCCGACCACCAAGGCAUCGGGUUAUCUUCUACGGUUGGAAGACAGUUCGACCAACCCACCUUGGUUCUCCCGACCUUCGGACAACCAGCGAGGCGUCGAUUUUUUGUUCCCUCCGCCCCUCCGUCUCCGAUUUCGUCGCCGACCACCGGCGCGCUCGACUGAAAGAACCGGCGCCUCUCGUUGGCCGCUACUCGGAGGCCCCAUCAGCAAUUCCGUUUAAAACAGGAUCAGUUUCGUUGUUCUCGGCAUCUAAAACCAGAGAUAAAAUGAGCGAUCGGGAAAGGCUUAGAAUAUUGAUGGUGUCCGACUUUUUCUUCCCUAACUUUGGUGGCGUGGAGAAUCACAUCUAUUACCUAUCACAAUGCUUGAUGAAACUUGGCCACAAGGUUGUUGUCAUGACACACGCUUACAAUAAUCGUUCGGGGGUCAGGUACAUGACCGGUGGCUUGAAAGUCUACUACGUACCAUGGAAACCAUUUCUCAUGCAGAACACACUGCCCACAUUUUACGGGACACUUCCAAUCGUGAGAACAAUCAUAAUUCGAGAAAGGAUAUCAUUGGUGCACGGGCAUCAAGCCUUUUCAACUUUAUGCCAUGAGGCCUUAAUGCACGCGCGCACAAUGGGAUUCAAAGUCGUGUUUACCGAUCAUUCCCUUUAUGGUUUUGCUGAUGUGGGAAGUAUUCACAUGAACAAGGUCCUGCAGUUUACGCUGGCAGACGUGACCCAGGCCAUAUGCGUAUCACAUAUGAGCAAGGAAAACACAGUUCUUAGGUCUGGACUUCCACCUGAGAAAGUUUUUGUUAUUCCGAAUGCUGUGGACACGGCCAUGUUCAAGCCUGCUCGAGAGAGAAUUAGUGGUGAUGAGGUCGUUAUAGUUGUGAUAAGUCGGUUAGUUUACCGUAAAGGGGUGGAUCUUCUUGUUGAGGUCAUCCCUGAAGUGUGUCGAUUGCAUCCAGAUGUACGGUUUAUUAUUGGUGGAGAUGGGCCUAAGAAAGUGCGGUUGGAUGAGAUGAGGGAAAAGCAUUCUCUUCAAGACAAAGUUGAUAUGUUGGGUGCUGUGCCACAUGCUGAAGUUCAGUCGGUUUUGGUGAAGGGACACAUCUUCUUGAACAGUUCCUUAACAGAAGCAUUCUGUAUAGCCAUAUUGGAAGCUGCUAGUUGUGGGUUAUUAACCGUCAGCACCCGUGUUGGUGGUGUCCCUGAGGUUCUUCCAGAUGAUAUGAUUGUUCUUUCAGAGCCUGAUCCUAGUGACAUGGUGCUGGCAAUAAUGAAAGCAAUACGCUUGCUUCCCCAGAUUGAUCCACAGGCAAUGCACGAUCGUAUGAAAAAACUCUAUAGUUGGCAUGAUGUGGCCAAGAGGACAGAGAUUGUGUAUAACCGUGCUUUGAAGUGUUCCAAUCAGACUCUUGUUGAACGUCUGCCCAGGUACCUCACUUGCGGUGCUUGGGCAGGCAAGCUCUUUUGCUUGGUCAUGAUAGUCGAUUUCUUGUUCUGGCGUCUCUUGCAAUUCUUGAAGCCCGAUAGCGACAUCGAGGUUGUUCCGGAUAUUAGUCUCAGAAGUCCUCAAAAUAAGGAAGUGAAUGUGGAGGGCUUCGAGUUCGAGCGCGGAUGAUAAAUACCAAAUUUAUUAGAACACUGCUAAAGGAACUCGAGAAAAUUCAGAGGCUUCAUUCACUGCGCAUGGAUGAUAAUGGCAUAGAAGAGAGGCUGCUGCUAGUAAGCUCAAAUGCAGAUAAAAAAGCCACAGACUUGAAGGCAAGGAUUUAUGAAGAAUCCAAGAAAAUAUGGAAAGUUGCAACGCCGAGCGUCAUUUCGCGAGUGGCUUCUUUCGGAACCAUAGUCGUAACUCAAUCAUUUAUCGGGCACAUAAGCUCCGUGGACCUUGCUGCUUACGCCCUCGUCCAAGCUGCAGGUGUCCGUUUCGUGAAUGGCAUAUUGAUCGGGAUGUCGAGCGCAACCGAGACCCUAUGCGGCCAAGCGUACGGAGCCAAGCAAUACCACAUGAUGGGAAUCUAUCUUCAACGCUCCUGGUUCAUCGACUUCAUCACCCUUACAAUCCUUCUCCCACUCUUCCUAUACGCCGACCAGAUUUUCAACCUUCUCGGCGAACAACGCGAGAUUUCGAAAUCCGCUGGCUAUUUCUCUCUGUGGUUCAUACCAUUCGCGUACAGCCUCAUAUUCAGCCUGACCUUGCAAAUGUACCUUCAAGCCCAGCAGAAGAAUGCGGUCAUUGCCUGGCUGUCGGCCUUCCAGCUGGCAAUCCACGUGGCGCUCAGCUGGCUCUUUGUGAGCGUGCUCGGUUUUGGGGCGGCGGGGGCAAUGGGGGCUCUCUCGAUUGCCUCGUGGUUCGUGGUGUUUGGGGAGUUUGCUUACGUGUUUGGAGGGUGGUGCCGGGACACUUGGAAGGGGUUUACGAUGGCGGCCUUCCGAGACUUGGUGCCGGUCGUGAAGCUCUCGAUCUCAUCUGGGAUUAUGUUCUGCUUGGAAUUGUGGUACUUAGCAAUUCUGGUAUUACUAGCUGGGUACCUGAAAAAUGCUGAAACCGCCAUAUCCACCUUCUCCAUUUGCCUUAGUAUCAGUGGUUGGAUAAUGAUGAUCUUCUUUGGCCUCAUGGGCGCCGCAUGGUAAUGAAUUCUCUCAUGCAAGAGAAAAGUAAUAAAAUCAAAUUAUCCUCUCAUUUAAUUAUAUUUGUAAUUUGUUUGAUA